CUGGAUACGUUAAACUUAAACUUCACAAUUUCCUUGCUUCGCCUGACUAAACUGGCACUUGAUAAGUGGAGUCGGCAGCAAGCCGAUUUAUCCCAUCGUCGUCCUUCAAUUCCUGUUGAAAAACAGCAUUCUCCCUCGAAAUCGAACACUGAAAAUGUAAUGGUGUCGGACAAUAAGACGGAGGUUCCCGACGACCGUCAGGUCUUAGAUAUACCUCGAUUGCAAAUGCAGUGGUAUGUUUCCAGCUAA
Messenger RNA from Protopolystoma xenopodis, 249 nucleotides. The record is from the annotation of a GenBank genome assembly. Lineage: Eukaryota; Metazoa; Platyhelminthes; Monogenea; Polystomatidea; Polystomatidae.